CACCUACAAGAAACUUUGUGAGGAUUUGCGGCACCGGAGGAUGUGAGAAUCAAACCAAGCCGACGCUUGAGGUUUUUUUUUGUGUGUUUUUUUUUUUUUAAAUCGUUUAAAUGUGCUAAGAAAAAAGAAUAAUAAAAAUUAAUUGAAAUGGAGCCGAGCAACCUCCAGAAACUCUUUUGCGCCUGCGACAUCAACCAGUCGGGCAAGAUCGAGUUGGAGGACUUCACGGUGGUGUGCCGGGAGCUGAACGUGCCCGACGCCGAGGUCCAAACGCUGUUCGCCAAGUUCGACGUGGACGACGACGGCAGCAUCGACUACGCCGGCUUCUCGUCCCGCUUCCGGGAGGUCUUCCAUCCGCGGAGCGUGGCGGCCGCUCCGGGGAUGGAGUUCGCGGCCCGGUUCGACGCCGAAUGUGUUCUGCCUGAAAGCCUGAGAGAGCAGCUGGGCGACCUCCACCAGAACCUCCAGACGUGCGCCAACGCCACGGUGCUGCAGCAGUACGAGCGGGUCGUCUUCGCCGUGGUCACCCAAAGCCUGGACAACCGACAGGAGUGUGACCAGCUGGAGGCCAAUUUGAGGCGAGUGGAGGACAUGAACAGCAGCCAGCUGUCCGAGCUGGAGGACGACCUGCAGAAGCAGCUCGCGGGCACCGAGGAACGAGCGAGGGUUGAGGAGCGCAAGAAAAUGGAAGAUGUCCUCUGGAACAUGGAGCGGAAACACGAGAACCAGAUCGCCGACCUGCAGGCCACCGUGGACCGGCUCCUGCAGAACCAAGCGGCGUCUCAGUUUGCGCGUUCCAAGGAGGAGGAGCUAAAAUUCGACCAACGCGUGGGCGACCUGUCACAGGAGAACGAAAUGCUGCGCUCGUCCCUGCGGGAGUCCCAGACUCAAAUCGGCGUCCUCCACUCGGAGCUGGACAAGCUGAAGAACGUGUGCGCCGACCAACGGGCUCAGCACGAGCGAGAAACAAACCAGUUAAAGCGGAUGGUGAUCGAGUACGAAUCCUACGCCAGUCAAAUCCAGAUUCUGCAGGACUUGAACAAGCAGCUGUACGACAGCAACGACAGCCUGCGUUCCGUCUUGGCGUCGCAAGAGGAGGCCAAACGCCAGAACCCUCGGAAGGACCAAGUCCCGGCGGGGAGGAUGAAGCUCGUCAGGCAGAGCACCCUCAAGCACGGCAGCUUGGAGUCGAGCAACUCGACCUUGUCCGACGUGUCCCUGUGGGCGGACAAAUACCUGGACAGCGGCGUCUCCGUGCCCACCGACACCCCCGAGAGCCUGAUCAGCGACACGGACAUGGACGUGGACACCGACAUGGACGUGGACACGGACGACGGCCGAGGCUCCGUGGAGACCGUCCACCGCAGCUACUCCUGCGCCCACUCGGACGGCGAGUUACUGGACGUCAAGUCCGAGGCCGGGAUGUCCUUGGCGCACAGCUUCGGAAGUUCCAACGCGUCAUCCAUGCGGAAACAGUUGUCUGCGUUUGCUAAAGAGGCGGCGGCGGGCUCGGACGGGUCGGACGCGGAGGACGCCGUGCCCAUGUACAGCCUGGUUCUGGCCGGGGACGCCGGAACGGGGAAGUCCAGCUUCCUGCUGCGACUGGCGCUCAACCAGUUCAAACCGGACACCCAGACCACGCUGGGAAUUGAUUUCCAGAUUAAGAAAAUGCUCGUGGACGGACACAAGACCAACCUGAAAAUUUGGGACACGGCUGGAGAAGAAAGGUUCCGCAGCAUCGCCAGGUUUUAUUUCCGCAAAGCAGACGGCGUUCUGCUCUUGUACGACGUGACGUCCGAGAGCAGCUUCCUCAACAUCCGAGAGUGGCUGGACCAGAUCCAGAAUGCCACCGAGGAUAAAGUCCCCGUGUGCAUUAUUGGAAACAAGGUGGACAUGAGAGAGGAGACGCCCGCCAAACGCUGCGUCAGCACUUUGCACGGAGAAAAGUUGGCCACGGCGUACGGCGCGCUAUUCUGCGAAACGAGCGCUAAAGAAGGAAUCAACGUGGUGGAGGCGGUGCUCCACUUGGCCAGAGAAGUGAAGAAAAAUGUCAAAGUGGUCAAACCCAAAACGUCUCCGGUGGAACUUGCCGCCACCAACGCCAAAAAGACCUUUGGCACGUGCUGCCGCCUGUAGACCUCUGCCGGGGAUCAAGUGAUUUUUCUAGUUUUCAUAUGUAAUAUAUAGCUGUACUAGGAUUUUUGGUCAUGGACUUUUUGAUGGGCUCAUCCAUUCACUACAUUUCGAAUGAAGUUUUCUCUCUAUUCCCUGUAAGUGGCACUUUUACAAAUAUGCUAUAGAUUGUAUAUAUUCUGUAUAUUUUUGUAUGUAAAUGGUUUUACUCAUUCCACAUUUUGAUUUUGUACAAUAGGAACAGCACAAUUUGUUCUGAAUAUGAAGGAGAAAACUUUUUUUUUUUUUGGGAGCUAUUUUAUCAAACGAAC
Syngnathoides biaculeatus (alligator pipefish) is the source of this 2444-nucleotide messenger RNA. It is a transcript of the gene rasef2, whose product is annotated as RAS and EF-hand domain containing 2. The transcript has 17 exons. The coding region runs from base 148 to 2136 and encodes 662 amino acids. The record is from RefSeq and is a predicted model, not a curated record. Gene Ontology annotation, molecular function: GTP binding; calcium ion binding; GTPase activity. NCBI's taxonomy places the organism in Eukaryota, Metazoa, Chordata, Actinopteri, Syngnathiformes, Syngnathidae.